Molecule: messenger RNA, 6808 nt
Organism: Cornus florida
Lineage: Eukaryota; Viridiplantae; Streptophyta; Magnoliopsida; Cornales; Cornaceae
Exons: 21
Coding region: 126-6455 (2109 amino acids)
Biological process (GO): protein import into nucleus; post-transcriptional tethering of RNA polymerase II gene DNA at nuclear periphery; RNA export from nucleus
Cellular component (GO): nuclear pore; nuclear pore cytoplasmic filaments
Molecular function (GO): structural constituent of nuclear pore
Source: RefSeq, a predicted model, not a curated record
UGUGUAUAAUACAAGAUAUACAGAACUGUGGAAAGCGAAAACCCUCUGUGAAUCGCACUGCGAUCUUUCACAAGUAUAUACUUUGUCGAAGUUGCUUUUUGCUGUGUCUCUCUCUCUCUAAAAAAAUGUCAUUUGAGAUGUCGGGUUUCCCUAAUCCUCUCAAGCAGUCAGAAAGUAGCCAAUUUGGUUCCGCAUCAGUUUUUCCUAUUUAUUCAUCAACAGAGGGAUCAAUAAUUGGUGGAACUUCAACCGGUUUGCUUGGAACCACUUGUUCUUUAGCAUCUGCAUCAUCAAUUGGUGCCACAUCGUCUCUUACUCCUUCAAACUCUGCCUUUGGAUCUUCUAUGCUCGGGCAGAUGCCUACAUUCGGGUUUUCUGUUUCAGAUCCUAAUCAACAAACACAAUCAACUUCUGGGAACACUGUAUUUGGUGCGUGUACUCCAAUUGGUGCAUCAAGUCAACCUGCAUUUGCUGCUGCUGGAACCCCGGCCAUUGGUGCAACAAAUUCUGCAGCCUUUGGUGCUACAAGAACCCUGGCAGCUGGCUCCUCAUCAACAUCAACAUUUGGCAGCACAGGAACAGCUUUUGGUGUGUCCAAUGCACCAGCUUUUAAAUCUGGAGAUGCAUUUGGUGCUCCAAGCAUCCCUGCAAUUGGAGCAUCAAGCAUCCCUGCAUUUGGAGCAUCAAGCACUCCUUCCGUUUGUACAUCAAGCAGUUCUGCCUUUGGUGCAUCAAGUACCCCAGGAUUUAACUUUGCUUCCAUUCCUUAUUUUAGCCAAUCAACUUCAGCUUUUGGAAGCAACAGCUUAAUUGGAACUAUUCCAUCUCCUUUUGGGACUCAGGCAUCCCCGUUUGGAGUCCAAAUCACUCCACAAACAUUUGGAAGCACAGGCAUUGGACAGUCAGUUUUUGGCCGUCGAUGUGUAGGAAGUAGGAUAGCACCUUAUACCACAACUGUCGAUGGCUGGAGUAGCACACAACCUGCUGAAAAACUGCAGUCAAUUUCUGCCAUGUCCCUUUACAAAGAUAAAAACCACGAAGAACUGAGGUGGGAGGACUAUCAGUUUGGGAAUAAAGGUAAUUACAUCCCAGGCUUUGGUACACCAAGCACUGCCUUUGGUGUAUCAAGUACAGCCGGAUUUAGCUUUCCUUCCAUCCCAACAUCAAGCCAAUCAACUUCGGCAGCAGCUGUCAGCAACAGUUUACCUGGAACUAUUUCAUCUACUUUUGAGACUCGGUCUUCUCCUUCUGGAUCUUCUAUACUUGGGCAGAUGCCUACACUCAGGAUAUCUGUUUCGGUUCCUAAUCAACCUAUUACAGGAAGUGCAUUCCAACGAACACAAUCAACUUCUGGGAACACUGUAUUUGGUACACACGCUCCCCUUGGUGCAUCAAGUCAACCUGCAUUUGCUACUGCUGGAACCCUGGCCUUUGACAUAGCAAUUACUGCAGACUUUGGUGGUACAAGAACCCCCGCAAUUGGCUCUUCAUCAGCAUCAACAUUUGGCAGCACAGGAACAGCUUUUGGUGUGUCUAUAGCACCAGCUUUUGGUGGAGCUGCAUUUGAUGCUCCAAGCACCUCUGCAUUUGGAGGAACAAAUACCUUUGUAUCUGGACUUGGCAGUGGCACAUCAAGCAGUUCUGGCUUUGAUGCAACCAGAAUCCCUGCAGUUGGCUCCUCAUCAGCAUCAACAUUUGGCAGCACAGGAAUAGCUUUUGGUGGAGGUGCAUUUGGUGCUCCAAUUGGAGCACCAAAUACCUUUGUAUCUGGACUUGGAUCAUCAAGCGCUCCUUCCAUUGGUACAUCAAGCAGUUCUGGCUUUGGUGCAUCAAGUACCCCAGGAUUCAGCUUUGCUUCCGUUCCAAAUUUUAGCCAAUCAACUUCAGCAUUUGGAAACAACAGCUUAAUUGGAACCAACAGCUUAAUUGGAACUACUUCAUAUCCUUUUGGGACUCAGGCUUCCCCUUUUCGGUUCCAAACCACUCCGCAAACAUUUGGAAGCACAGGCAUUGGACAGUCAGAUUUUGGCCGUCGAUGUGGAAGCAGAGGCAUUGGACAGUCAGAUUUUGGCCGUCGAUGUGGAGGCAGUAGGAUAGCACCUUAUACCACAACUUUUGAUGGCUCCAGUAGCAUACAACCUGCUGAAAAACUGCAGUCAAUUUCUGCCAUGCCCCUCUACCAUGAUAAAAGUCAUGAAGAACUGAGGUGGGAGGAUCAUCAGUUUGGGGAUAAAGUAACAAAUUCAGGUAGGUACAGCCUUUUUGGUUCACCGAGCACUUCUGGCUUUGGUGCAUCAAGCACAGCUGGAUUUAACGUUCCUCCCGUUCCACCGUUUGGCCAAUCAACUUCGGCAGCUCGCAGCAACAGACCUAGAACUAUUCCAUCUACUUUUGUGACUCGGUCUCGUCCUUCUGGUGUGCAAAGCCCUGCAGUUCAAUCUGCAGAUGGGAUGGACUUCAAUGCUUCCACUACACAGUCAAACCCUGCUGUUCCUUCAGCUGCAUUUUGUCAUCCAUUUGUGAAUCCCUUCUCUUCCUCGGUCGCUUGCAAUCCUUUUGCCCCCCGUUCAACAUCUUUGAGCUUUCCAGGCUCUGUAGUGUCUUGUACUCCUGUAUCCAGUUCAUCAUGCUUUAAUGCACUGCCCUCUGGAAAUCCUCUUGGGACGAUUUCACCAUCUAUACCUACAUUCAUAAUAGUGCCAGCCUCUUAUUUUGCAACCUCCUUCCCAUACCUUUUUGGUACAUCCACCUCACCUACAUUUGUGUUGUCACCCUCCAUCUUCAGUUCUCCAUGUGGACAUUCAUACCUGGUAUUUCAAGCUGCUUCCUCACUUGGGCAAACAAAUGCUCCAUGUGGACAGAACUCUUCUUGGUUUGGACCGGGCACUGCUCCUUCAUCCACUCAAUCUGUUGGACUAUCAACUGGAUCUGGAUUAGGAUGUAGCUUUUCAUCAACCACGCCAUUCUUACUUUCUACGAGCAAUCCUACUGGUUUCAUUCGAACAACUCCUUCCUUUUGUACUACUCAGACAGCAAGCGCGUUUCCUAGUGUAACAAUGGCCAGUCAUCAGCAGGUCGGUUUAAGUGGCUGCGGAGCCUUUACUGGAGUUCGUGGUCAGAUUACGUCUGUUCAACCGUAUUCUUUCUCUUUUGGACAGCCAGCUAGUAGCCCCUUUGGGGGGCCAUCAGUGUUCGGGCAAACCGGGAAUCCUAACUUUGGCAAUGCAGGAUCAAUAUUUGGUGGAACCUCAACUGGCUUGAUUGGUGCAACUUCUUUCGGGCAAACCGGAAAUCCUAACUUUGGUAAUACAAACUUUGGCAAUACAGGAGGAUCAAUAUUUGGUGGAACCUCAACUGGCUUGUUUGGUGCAACUUCUUCUUCAGCUUCUGCAUCAUCAUUCAAUGCCACAUCGUCUCCUGCAUUUACAUUUGGAAGUUCGACGCCUGCUUUUAGUGCUUCUUCAAACCCUGCUUCUGGAUUUUCUAUGUCCGGGCCUACAUUUGGAGGAUUUGGUUCGUAUCCUAAUCAACCUAUUGUAUUUGGGAGUGCAUCCCAACAGACCCAAUCAAAUUUUGGAAGCACUGUAUUUGACUUUGGUACAUCAAGUCAACCUGCAUUUGCUACUGCUGGCCCGACCCUUAAUGCAACAAGUAAUGCAGCCUUUGGUGUUACAAGCACCCCGGCUACCAUUCCAAACUUUAGCCAACCAUCUCCUUUUGUGACUCAGACUUUCCCUUUUGGAGUCCAGACAACCCUGCAAGCAUCUGAAAGAGCAGGCAUUAGUCAGUCAGCUUUUGGUGGUCAAUUUGGAGGAAGUAGGGUAAAGAAGUAUACUCCAACUGCUGAGGUAGAUGGUGAGAGUAACAGACGAACUGGAGGAAAACUGCAGUCGAUCUCCGCCAUGUCAGUUCACAAAGACAAAAGCCAUGAAGGGUUGAGGUGGGAGGAUUAUCAGUUAGGAGAUAAAGGUGGGCGCGGUACUGUGGGUCAAUCAAGCAAUGGGCGCGGUACUGUGGGUCAAUUUACUCCUUCGACAACACCUGGCCAUCCAUCUGUGAAUCCUUGGACUCCCACAGUCAACUCCAAUUCAUUUUUCCCCCAAGCAACAACUCCUAGCUCUUUUGUGUCAUCACCCUCCAUCUUCAAUUCUACUUCUUCCUCAACUUAUUCCAAUCCAUUUCUCCCCCAAGCAACAACUUCUAACUUUUUUGUGUCAUCGCCCUCCGUCUUCAGUUCUACUUCUUCCUCAACCACUUCCAAUCCAUUUCUCCCCCAAGCAACAACUUCUAACUUUUUUGUGUCAUCGCCCUCCGUCUUCAGUUCUACUUCUUCCUCAACCACUUCCAAUUCAUUUCUCCCCAAUGCAACAACUUCUAGCUCUUUUGUGUCAUCGCCCUCCAUUUUCAAUUCUACUUCUUCCUCGACCACUUCCAAUCUAUUUCUCCCCAAAGCAACAACUUCUAACUUUUUUGUGUCAUCGCCCUCCAUCUUCAGUUCUACUUCUUCCUCAACCACUUCCAAUCCAUUUCUCCCCCAAGCAACAACUUCUAACUUUUUUGUGUCAUCUCCCUCCGUCUUCAGUUCUGCUUCUUCCUCAACCACUUCCAAUCCAUUUCUCCCCCAAGCAACAACUUCUAACUUUUUUGUGUCAUCGCCCUCCAUCUUCAGUUCUACUUCUUCCUCAACAACUUCCAAUCCAUUUCUCCCCCAAGCAACAACUUCUAACUUUUUUGUGUCAUCGCCCUCCAUCUUCAAUUCUACUUCUUCCUCAACCACUUCCAAUACAUUUCUCCCCCAAGCAACAACUUCUAGCUCUUUUAUAUCGUCACCCUCCAUCUUCAGUUCUACUUCUUCCUCAACCACUUCCAAUCCAUUUCUCCUCCAAGCAACAACUUCUGGCUCUUUUUCGUUGUCGCCCUCCAUCUACAGUUCUACUACAGCUCCAGGAGCAGCUUCAGGACCUAGCUCUGGCUUAAGUCCCUUUAGCAGUCAGUCAUCCCAAGUAUUUCAUGCUACUUCCUCACUUGAGCAGACAAAUUCUUCAUGUGGGCAGGGCUCUUCUUCGUUUGGACCUGGCAAUUCCCCGCUUUGCGUAACCAAUCCUUUUGCUUCUAUUCAAACAUUACCAUCGCAAACUACUCAGACGGUAGAUCCUUCUCAACGGUAUGUUUUAUUACUGAUUUGCACUUUGUAUUCUGGACAAUGUUUUAUUUAUUUUAUUAACCUAAAAAAGUCUUGGGCUAGGUUGCUAUAUUCUACAGGUUUUGAUAACAACUUGGAACUCCUGUCUUGGCUGAAUUAUCUUCUUUCAUUUCAUUUAUUCAUGGUUUAUUCAUUUGGUUUCUUGUGUCAUUACAUGUUUUUCAGGUCUCCCGCUCAAGGCCCUGUAAUAGGGCAGCCAGCUGUUACUAGUCCUUUUGGAAAUCCACAUGCAGUGCUUCCGAUGUCAACUAUCCCUGGAUCCACACCCUCAAUUCAAUAUGGAAUUUCUAGCAUGCCUGUGAAGGACAGGUCUGCUCCCACCAGGAUUUCAUCUCUUCUGACUUCUAAACACUUGUCUCGUAGACAGAUUACGGUGGUUCAGAAAUAUCAUCCUAAAAGAGAUGGACCAAAGAUUCCUUUUUAUAGUGCUGAUGAAGGAAUAGCUAGCAUGCCUAUAUUCAUUCCAAGAGAGAAUCCAAGAGCUUUCGUUAUUAGUCCCACGGAAAAAUGGCCUCCAAAAGCUAGUCCAGAAAAACCAUCUCCACUGGUGCAUGCAUCUAGUAAUGCCUAUGAGAAUCAAAAUUCAGGUGAAAAUAGCACGGAAAAGGAGAGUGUUAGUUGUGUCAAACCUAACGUUACACAUGACUGGGUACAUGAUAAUGAUUCCAUCCAAAAGGGUGCCUCACAUACUACAGUCACUGGGCACAGAGCUGGUGAGGCUGCAAUGACGUGCGAACAUGUGGUCGAUGUCAAGGCACUGAUGCCAAAUCUCCCACGUCAUGAAUACUAUACAGAACCUCAAAUCCAGGAGUUGGCACUGAAGGAAAGGGCCGAGCCAGGGUUCUGCUCUCGUGUGAAUGACUUUGUGGUUGGACGGCAUGGCUAUGGCAGUGUCAAGUUUCUUGGGGAGACAGAUGUGCGGCAGCUUGAUCUCAAUUCCCUUGUCCAGUUUAAUAACCGUGAGGUGAUAGUGUAUAUGGAUGAGAGCAAGAAACCCCCUGUUGGACAAGGUCUCAACAAGCCUGCAGUGGUAACUCUUCUGAACAUCACAUGCACUGACAAAAAAACCGGGAAACAGAACACAGAUGGGCCGAAGGUUGAUAGAUACAGAGGGAUGCUGAUCAAGGCAGCAAAAGACCAAGGUGCUGAGUUCGUUUCUUACAAUCCAGCAGAAGGGGAGUGGAAAUUUAAGGUCCAGCACUUCAGUCGAUACAUGUUUAGAGAUGAUGAUCCAUAUGAAGACAACUUUUGACGAAUGCUUCCUCUAUUUCUGACAUGAAGAAGAGCUAUGGAUACUGCGGCAGGUUGAUAAUUGAAGAUGACUUGAUUCCUUUGUUAAUGUGCAUGUCCUGGAUGAGCGUUUCAAAGUUUGCACAGUGUAGGGCUAUGAAUGGUUUCACAAGAUGUCUUUUAGCAGUCUACUAGCGUUUUGUUUUGCCUUUUGGCUUUUUGUUCUCUUACCCUAAAAUUUGGUACAGUUUAAUAGUCAAUAGUGUUGUAUUUGUUUCCAUCUUUCCAUACUUGUUUUUGAUAGAUCUGGCAUUGAAUUCCCCAUGUAAUUGGUGAAAAUAGUGAUUAAUAUAGAAAAUUACAUUUUGAGACAAA